AUGUGGGACAUUAUUUCACCACUCUUUAAAGGAAUUCACGGAGAACUUACUGAUGAAUUAAAAUAUCUAAAAAUUAAGCAUGAGAUUAAAGAUAGUCGUGAACUUAUUGAAAGGCUAGCCGCGAAAGCUAAACUUGACCCCUUAAGUGUAGAAUUUUCCCAACAUCUUGACAAACAUGACAAAUUGAGCCACCUGAGAGAUGAAUUUAACAUUCCUAAAUCGCGUGAUGUUAUUCCAAAAGAUGUUGUGUCAUUGAAUCCUAAUGAAUCUAGCAUAUAUUUUUGCGGUAACUCUCUUGGGCCAAUGCCAAAGCGUGUAAAAGAAUUGGUGAACCAAGAGCUUGAUGUUGGUGUAAAUGGUCAUUUCACACAUCCGUACAAUCGUCCAUGGUUAUCUAUUGAAGAUACCGUAGUAGAAAAAACUGCAGAGGUUGUUGGUUUCCAAGUAUCUAAUCCUUCAGUAUUGAAUACAGUUUCACUUCUUGCAAGUCUCGAGGUGUUCUCAAAAACCAGUAUGGUCCAACUUCGAUCAAAAUCAAUUCUCCUCACUGGUUAUUUAGAAUAUCUUUUGGUCAAGCAACUUAAUGGUUUAGGAUACAAAAUUAUCACGCCACAUGAUCCUCAUCAACGCGGCUGUCAGAUUUCUCUCGUGUUUGAUGAGGAUAAAUUAGAUAAAGUGGUUAAAGGACUACUGAGCCACGGUGCAGUUGUUGACGAAAGAAGUCCUGAUUGUAUCAGAAUUGCACCUAAUCCUAUGUACAAUAGUUUUUCUGAAGUAUUUAGAUUUGUCAAAGCUUUAAAAACUACUAUGGGAGAUUUGGGAUUUAAAUUUGAGGCUAAAAAGUAA
Racocetra fulgida is the source of this 846-nucleotide messenger RNA. Lineage: Eukaryota; Fungi; Glomeromycota; Glomeromycetes; Diversisporales; Gigasporaceae. The record is from the annotation of a GenBank genome assembly.